Akanthomyces muscarius is the source of this 1635-nucleotide messenger RNA. RefSeq lists its product as uncharacterized. Gene Ontology annotation, cellular component: nucleus. The record is from RefSeq and is a predicted model, not a curated record. The transcript is spliced from 3 exons. Gene Ontology annotation, molecular function: protein binding. Lineage: Eukaryota; Fungi; Ascomycota; Sordariomycetes; Hypocreales; Cordycipitaceae. Bases 1 to 1635 code for a protein of 544 amino acids.
AUGGCACCAGUGGUCCCCGACGGUGUGGCGAUUCAGCCUCACAAGACCAAGGGCCGCGCCCUGCACACCACCAAGACGGUCGCCGCCGGCGAUGUCAUUGCCGUCUUUACGCCUCUGCUGCUCCUCCCCUCGCUUUCGCACCUCACGAGCGUCUGCUCCUUUUGCCUGCGCGCCGGCACGCCGCGGCCUUGCUCCCGCUGCCGCGCCGCCUACUACUGCGACGCGCGAUGCCAGACGGCCGCGUGGUCGGCCGGCGGGCACAAUCUCGAGUGCGCGGCGCUGGUGCGCGCCGUCAAGUCGUCCAAGAAGCGGCGCCAGAUUCCCACGCCCGUGCGUGCGCUGAUUAAAGUGCUGCUGGGCUGCGGACAGGAAGGCGAUAUGGGGAAGAGCAUGGAAGGCCUAGAAGGGCACGUCGCGCAGAGGAGGCGGGAGCCUGGGUGGGCGGACAUGGAGAUGAUGGCCAUGGGAGGCUGUGCGUUUGCGGGUAUGGAGACGAGCGAGGAAUCAGUGCGCCAAGCUGUUGAAAUACUGCGCAAGCUGCAAACAAACGCCUUUCACAGAUUUGACGCCGACCUGGGGCACGUAGGCAUCUUCCUGGACCCUACGCUGGCCAUGGCCAAUCAUUCUUGUAUCCCCAACGCAUUUGUUCAAUUCGUCGGAAGAACAGCCGUCUUGCGAGCAGAGUGCCGCAUCCAAAAAGGCGACGAGAUUGAGAUUUCUUAUACGGACUACACGAGCUCACUUGCCAAGCGCAAAGCCGCGCUGGCACCGUACAAUUUUGAAUGCCAAUGCAGACGAUGCACUCAAGACCUCUGCGUCUACCAAGCCAGCGCGCACUAUCGCGACUUCAUGCUCAACGAGGACAGCAUUCUCGGCGACGGGACCAAGCUGCAGACACACCCCGCCGUCAGCACGCCCGAGAAGCAGGCCACUGCCCGCGCCGCCGCCCAGCUUCACUUCCAGCCCAUGCCCGCCGCGCUCUCCGACCGCCGGUCCGUGCUGCAGAAGCAGCUGUCCGACUGCAAGGACCUCAUCGCCGCCGAGCUGUGGGCCGUGACGCCGCUCCCGCAGACGCUCACCGAGCUGGCCAUCUACUACGCCGAGAAGCACGACUACGCCUUUGCGCUGGCGGUUGCCGCGCUCCUCACGCGCGACUGCGACCCGUACCGCUUCCCCGCGCCGUUCCACCCCGUGCGCGCCAAGAACCUCUUCAUGACGGCCAAGCUGCUCUCCAACACGGCCGCCGACACGGCCCUCGCGGAGACGCAGCACGGCGACAGGACGGUGCAAAUGUCCGCGCGGGCCAUGGAGUCGGCCGACGUCGGGCGCAGGCUGCACGACGCCCUGCGCGACAUUGACCAGGUGUCGCUGACGCAGAUGCUGCUGUUCAUGGUGCUCGACACGGCGCCGCCGCCGCACCUCGCGGGGUGGGAGCUGGCGCAGCAGGCGCGCGAGGUCAUGGCGGGCAUCGCGGAGCUCAAGGGCAGAGACCAGGAGCUGAGCCUGAUUAGUCUGUGGCGCAAGGAUCCCAAGAGUGACAGGGCGCAGGCGUUUUUCGAAUAUGGUGUCGGGCAGCAGAUUGAUAUACUGGCGAACUUGGGGCGGGAUGUGCUCAAGGAGGAUUUUGGGCUGUAG